GAAAUCCUACCGGAGGAAGUUUGAACUCUUUUUGCAACUCUGGCAAAUCACUGAUCAAGCUUUGAUGUGUGGUCUGAUGAACUGUCUUGAUCUGAACUACCUUUCCUUUCCUUCCUUUCACUACCUUUACUUUCUUUGAACUACCUUUGAAUCUUUGUAAAACAAUCACCCAUAAAUGAAAAAAUGCAAUGGGUGAAAUCAAACCAGUCUAGUAGUCCUACAUCUGUAUAAUUUUCUACUCUGCUAAGACACGCGUAAAAUACCGUAAAUUCCAAACAUAGCAGAGUUGGUUGUAUGCAAAUAUUUCAGCCUUUUUCGGGCCAAAAUAAAUUAUCAUUAUUCAUUAGUAUUAUCAAGACAACAAAAGACCACAAAGAUGUUGCUUGCCCUAAAAUAUGCAGCUAUCUACCAACCCUGAUAUAUAGUAUCUUCAGCUGUUUGCGAUUUACGUACCGUUUAAUAUGAGUGAGGAAGGUUACGACGGUUAUAGUCACGUUAAACAACUAAAUGCUGACACUACCGAAGAAGAACUGAUUCAACUUUACUCAAAAUGGUACAAGACAUAUGACAAGGAUGUGCAUGACCUGGCUUACAUUGGUCCAGUUGUUGCAGCAAAUCAGUUAAUGAAACACCUAAAAGAUUUUGGGUAUAACAAUGACGUCACCAUUCUUGAUCUUGGCUGCGGAACUGGUUUGGUUGGCGAACAGUUACAUAAGAAUGGUUACAAAAAUAUUGAUGGCUUAGAUUGCUGCCAGGAAAUAUUGAAAGAAGCAAAAGCAAAAAGCAUAUACAAGUCACUGCAGGAGGGUUACAUGGCAUCCGAUGAAUGCAAAGAUUUGGGUGUUGGUGCAGACCUAUAUGAUGCUGCCAUUUGUGUAGGAGUGUUCACUCUCGGUCACGUGAAAGGUAAAGGCUUCGAUGAUCUUGUUCACGUGGUCAAACCUGGUGGCUUAGCGUGUUUUAAUGUAAAUGAAAAAGUCGCAAAUAACCCUGAAUACAAAUACGAUGAAAAAAUGAGUCAACUCGUUAAAGAAGGAAAAUGGAAACUAUUAUCAAAAUACUAUGAACCGCAAUAUUAUGAAGAAGGCCAGGCCUGGUUCUAUGUUUAUCAAAUAUUGUAAACCUUUUUAGACAUAUGAACGUAAAUUAACUGUUCUCUCUCUCUGAAUGAUUCUCUCAAUUUUUUGCAACAAUUUUCACCUCCUAUUUUACGGAAUAACGAUAGAAAAAUUAAAAUUGUGAAACAUGGCUGCAUUUAGCCACAAGGGCAUAAAAAUAAACCAAGUCAAAAA
Dendronephthya gigantea is the source of this 1292-nucleotide messenger RNA. RefSeq names its product methyltransferase-like protein 27. Bases 462 to 1121 code for a protein of 219 amino acids. NCBI's taxonomy places the organism in Eukaryota, Metazoa, Cnidaria, Anthozoa, Malacalcyonacea, Nephtheidae. The transcript has 3 exons. The record is from RefSeq and is a predicted model, not a curated record.